CUUGAGUUCAUCAUUAGCAAGGAGUCCAUGUGAAACAGUCCGUCGAGAACAAAAAGGGCAUUUCAUCAUCAGACAUCGACGAUCGAAGCUGCGGUCAGGGAUCCUGCGCCGAUCGGAUUUGCGGGUGACAAAACGGUUGUCGCAGGUUCAGUGACGGGCUUUGUCCUCGCCCCAAGUUUCCCCUGCGCUCUUCCGCCUCGUUUGCGCCCCAAUCCCUCCCUUUCCCUUUUGUCUCCAUUCUUUUCUGGCUUGCCAUCAUUUUGACCUGUCUCUUUUAUUCCCCCUUGGUUUUUAUCUCGCUCAUUUUUUUGGUUGUGUCCUGCAGAGCGCUUCGUAACCUUUUAUUGCGUUUGCGUUUGCGCUGCGGCUGCGGAAUGCCGUUGAGUGUUUGGUGGUUACCUACGAGCUGUGAACGAGCUAUUUGGCCGGCCUUUCUAGUUAUUUGAACCAGAGAUACCCCGGCGACCCAUUUGGAGUGAUAAAAAAAUGCCGUCUUCUUCGAGGUCCGACAGCGUGAAGAACCAGAAGCUCGACAAUGAUAGCUUCGUUGCCUUCGACCACGCCGCGGCUGGACACGACGGAGUCCGGUGCACACCUUCCGGCUUUCUUAUCGCGAAACCUUGCACAGCCCAAGAAAUCGCUUUCUAUGAAUCGACUGCUGUCCACCCUGCCUUUCACGAAUUUAUUCCUACCUAUAUCGGGUCGCUAAGCUCGGCCGAUCAACAAGAUCCAUCUGCCGCCCUCACUGCCGCAGCUGCUACCCAGCAAGGUGCUAUCGUCCUCCCCGCCGCGGAGAACUCGCCUUCUUCGGGACCUCCGGCUGCUAGUGUAUCUACCGAACCAACUGCAUCAGACGACCCGAAGACAGGCGACGCGACAGGCGACGCAUCGUGGACUCCAUCCGCCGGGACAGGGAAGAAGUUGGACACAGGGUUGUCGAUUGUACUCGAAAAUGUUGCAUCUGGCUUCAAACGACCGAACGUUCUGGAUGUCAAGCUCGGGGCUAGGCUCUGGGCUGAUGAUGCCAUUCCCGCGAAGCGAGCGAAGCUGGAUGCAGUGUCUAAGGAGACAACCAGCUCGUCUCUUGGGUUCCGAAUUGCAGGGAUGAAGGUAUGGACCGGUGUCAACGGCGAAGCGGACGAAGGGAGUAAGACAAAUCCCUACAUCACACGCUAUGGACAGCCAGGAGGCACCAAAGGCGAAGUGAUCGAGCAAGAUGGGUAUAAACGCUACGACAAGUGGUACGGUCGCUCCUUCACUGCCGACAAUGUGAAGAGCGGAUUGGAAACGUACCUCGCGGGAGCAAAAACCGCUGAAGCCGACCAUUCGACGCUGGUAGCUAGACGGUUAGCGGACGGGCUGAGACGCCUGCAACAAAUUUUGGAGUCAGAAGAAAGCCGCAUGUAUUCCUCGAGCGUGUUGAUCAUUUAUGAAGGCGACCCAGAAGCCAUGGAACUAGCCCUGGAAGAAGAGAAGAAGGCAAAAGAAGCCCCUCCAAAAACAUCUGAUGCGGAGGAGGACGAAGAGGACGAAUCCGAUGGGUUCGAGCUCCAGGAUGGAGGUGCGUUUGAGAUAGCCAACCUUCCAGUUGGCGAAAAUGGGGUGCCAAACCAAACCAUAAACAUAAGCAUUGACCCGGAAACCGCCCAAUUGGGAGAUCUUGAGGAUGAAGAGGACGAAGAAGAGGGGCCGAAGGUGCAUGAUCUCCGUCUGAUCGAUUUUGCCCAUGCCAGCUGGACUCCUGGCCAGGGGCCAGAUGAGAAUGUUCUUGCUGGAGUGCGAAAUCUUGCUCGCAUAUUCGAAGAGCUGUCAACGGACUAAAAUAUUUGCCAUCUAUCUGUAUAUGCAUUGGCUAUUAUGCUGGACCUUGAUUCAUAGUCGCUGGCGACUUUGGAUCGGGAUCUCGCUUUAUCUUUUCUGUUAUUUAGCCCAGCCUAGAUCAAUACACCUGAACAUUAUUGUCCCAAUGACGGGUUUCCACUGCAAUGUACCCACAUACUACGCCAAGAUUUAAAGCAGC
This is a messenger RNA of Aspergillus versicolor CBS 583.65, 2020 nucleotides long. RefSeq names its product inositol polyphosphate multikinase. Gene Ontology annotation, molecular function: inositol hexakisphosphate kinase activity; inositol-1,4,5,6-tetrakisphosphate 3-kinase activity. NCBI's taxonomy places the organism in Eukaryota, Fungi, Ascomycota, Eurotiomycetes, Eurotiales, Aspergillaceae. Gene Ontology annotation, cellular component: cytoplasm; nucleus. Bases 487 to 1821 code for a protein of 444 amino acids. The record is from RefSeq and is a predicted model, not a curated record. Gene Ontology annotation, biological process: phosphatidylinositol phosphate biosynthetic process; inositol phosphate biosynthetic process. The transcript is spliced from 2 exons.